AUGGAUCGAUUCGCCAGCAGAUUCCCACCUCUUAGGAACGUGGCCGUGUGGUGCUUCAUCCUGCUCCGAUCAGUAUCCAUCCAGGACCGGACUCACAGCCACGCCGAGGAGCGCCUCUUCAAGUACCUGUUCACCAGCUACAACCGGUGGUCCCGGCCAGUCCCCAACAUCUCCGACGUCGUCAUCGUCAGAUUUGGGCUGUCCAUCGCUCAGCUGAUUGACGUGGAUGAGAAGAACCAAAUGAUGACCACAAACGUCUGGCUGAAACAGGAGUGGAGUGACUACAAGCUGCGCUGGAACCCGGCGGACUUCGAUAACGUCACCUCCAUCCGGGUGCCCUCUGAGAUGAUCUGGAUUCCUGACAUUGUGCUGUAUAACAACGCCGACGGGGAGUUCGCCGUGACGCACAUGACCAAAGCCCACCUCUUCUCCAACGGCAAGGUGAAGUGGGUGCCGCCGGCCAUCUACAAGAGCUCAUGCAGCAUCGACGUGACCUUCUUCCCCUUCGACCAGCAGAACUGCAAGAUGAAGUUUGGCUCAUGGACGUACGACAAGGCCAAGAUUGACCUGGAGAGCAUGGAGCGAGACGUGGACCUGAAAGACUACUGGGAGAGCGGGGAAUGGGCCAUCAUCAACGCCGUGGGCACCUACAACACCAAGAAAUAUGACUGCUGCACGGAGAUCUACCCCGACAUCACCUACUGCUUCAUCAUCCGGCGCUUGCCCCUUUUCUACACCAUCAACCUCAUCAUCCCCUGCCUGCUCAUCUCCUGCCUGACCGUGCUGGUCUUCUACCUGCCCUCCGACUGCGGGGAGAAGAUCACCCUCUGCAUCUCCGUGCUGCUCUCCCUCACUGUCUUCCUGCUGCUCAUCACCGAGAUCAUCCCUUCCACCUCGCUGGUCAUCCCCCUGAUCGGCGAGUACCUCCUCUUCACCAUGAUCUUCGUCACCCUCUCCAUCGUCAUCACCGUCUUCGUCCUCAACGUCCACCACCGCUCGCCCAGCACCCACAAGAUGCCCCGCUGGGUGCGCGCCGCCUUCCUGGACUUCAUCCCCCGCUGGCUUUUCAUGAGGCGGCCUCCGGUGCUAACCCCCCGGCAGGGGCUGAGCGGGGAGUAUGACCCGCCUGGCGUCAGGCUCAGCACCUCCAGGGGCUGGCUGGAAACGGACGUCGAUGACACAUGGGAGGAGGAGGAGGAGGAGGAAGAGGAGAGGAGGCACCCCGGACGCGCGCCACUCCAGACAGGCUCCCACAAACACAGCGUCCAAUACCGCUCCGGCUGCGGCCGCCACCUGGGCAGGGGGCGGGGGGCCCGGGCACAGCGCCCGCCUGCCAAAGGGGACAGCUUGGGGUCGGAUCCCAGCUUGCUGCUGUCCCCCAGCAUUCUGAAGGCCUUGGAGGGGGUGCACUACAUCGCAGACCACCUGCGGGCCGAGGACGCUGAUUUCUCGGUGAAGGAGGACUGGAAGUAUGUCGCUAUGGUAAUAGACCGGAUAUUCCUCUGGAUGUUUAUCAUCGUCUGUUUGCUGGGGACCAUCGGCCUCUUCCUCCCUCCCUUCCUGGCUGGGAUGAUAUAG
Molecule: messenger RNA, 1578 nt
Organism: Terrapene triunguis (Three-toed box turtle)
Lineage: Eukaryota; Metazoa; Chordata; Testudines; Emydidae
Gene: CHRNA2
Product: cholinergic receptor nicotinic alpha 2 subunit
Exons: 6
Coding region: 1-1578 (525 amino acids)
Biological process (GO): nervous system process; signal transduction; monoatomic ion transmembrane transport
Cellular component (GO): synapse; neuron projection; postsynaptic membrane
Molecular function (GO): acetylcholine-gated monoatomic cation-selective channel activity; transmembrane signaling receptor activity
Source: RefSeq, a predicted model, not a curated record